GGGUCCGUCCCCUUAACCCCGGUUGUCUGUGGCGUGAGUGAGCUCCUGAGCUUGCCUCGGCACACAUCUUAUUAUUAAAAAAAAUAAAAAAUACAAAAAAAAAAUUACAAAAAACCUAAAAACAAGAAAAAAUCUUUUUGUAACUAAACUCGGUGAAGCAAGAAUACACAGACUGGACGAUACACCAAGCAAAAACAACGAGAAACUAAUCGAUGCGAUCUGGCUAGUUGGCUAGCUGGCUAACGUUGCUAAGGGGAAGGCCUACCUGAAUUUUAGAAUUGCGUUACAUUUUAGCUAGUAAGCUAAGUAGCUAGCAUUCUAGUAUCCUUGUCAGUCAGUCUGUCAACGUAAAGUUUUAAGAUUUUUACUUUUAACGGGCGUUUGUGGAAAGCCAACAAUUUAACGAAAUUACUUCGCUGGCGAACACAUUUUUUUUUUACCUGGGAAGAUUAGCUGCGUAACUUAAGCAUUGGGCGAAGUUAACUUCCCUAGUUAGCAGAACCAGUCGUAAAAUUGCCAGAUCCAACAAUUUGUCAUUUAGUCUUGCAUGUUGGGAUUUAUUUUAUCGUUAGCUAGAUAAAACGAAAUAUUAGCUUUUUAUUACGGUACUCGUCGCGCUAAAUUUGUUACGGAACCACCACGCACGAUGAAUCCAAGUGCUCCCAGUUACCCGAUGGCCUCCUUGUAUGUCGGGGAUCUUCACCAAGAUGUCACCGAAGCCAUGCUGUACGAGAAAUUUAGCCCCGCUGGGCCCAUCUUGUCUAUCCGGGUGUGCAGAGAUAUGAUCACUCGGCGUUCCCUCGGAUAUGCCUAUGUCAAUUUUCAACAGCCAGCCGAUGCUGAGCGUGCUCUGGACACAAUGAAUUUUGAUGUAAUCAAGGGCAGGCCCGUCCGCAUCAUGUGGUCUCAGCGCGACCCCUCCCUGAGGAAGAGUGGAGUGGGCAACAUAUUCAUCAAGAAUCUCGACAAAUCCAUUGACAACAAGGCUCUCUAUGAUACCUUCUCUGCCUUUGGCAACAUCUUGUCCUGUAAGGUGGUUUGUGAUGAGAAUGGCUCAAAGGGCUAUGGCUUUGUGCACUUUGAGACCCAGGAGGCUGCCGAGAGAGCCAUUGAGAAAAUGAACGGCAUGUUGCUCAAUGACAGAAAAGUGUUCGUCGGGCGCUUCAAGUCCCGCAAAGAGCGUGAAGCCGAGCUCGGCGCCCGGGCCAAAGAGUUCACAAAUGUCUACAUCAAAAACUUUGGGGACGACAUGGAUGACGAGAAGCUAAGAGACUUCUUUGGCAAAUACGGGCCAGCCCUGAGCAUUAGGGUCAUGACCGACGACAGUGGCAAAUCCAAGGGCUUCGGGUUUGUCAGCUUUGAGAGGCACGAAGAUGCGCAGAAGGCUGUGGAUGACAUGAACGGGAAGGAGAUGAACGGCAAGCUGGUGUACGUGGGCCGCGCGCAGAAGAAGGUGGAGCGGCAGACGGAGCUGAAGCGCAGGUUUGAGCAGAUGAAGCAGGACCGCAUGACCCGCUACCAGGGGGUCAAUCUGUACGUGAAGAACCUGGACGACGGUCUUGAUGACGAACGGCUGCGGAAGGAGUUCUCGCCCUUCGGAACCAUCACCAGUGCUAAGGUGAUGAUGGAGGGCGGCCGCAGCAAGGGCUUCGGCUUCGUGUGCUUCUCAUCGCCGGAGGAGGCCACCAAGGCGGUGACGGAGAUGAACGGGCGCAUCGUGGCCACCAAGCCGCUGUACGUGGCCCUGGCCCAGCGCAAGGAGGAGCGGCAGGCCCACCUCACCAACCAGUACAUGCAGAGGAUGGCCACCGUGCGCGCCGUGCCCAACCCCGUCAUCAACCCCUACCAGCCCGCCCCGCCCUCCGGAUACUUCAUGGCCGCCAUCCCGCAGGCACAGAAUCGUGCAGCGUACUACCCUGCCAGCCAGCUGGCACAGCUGAGACCCACCCCCCGCUGGGCUACCCAGGGAGUGAGACCCCAGCAUUUCCAGAACAUGCCCAAUACCAUGCGGCCCUCGGGCCCCCGACCCCAGACAUUCAGCACCAUGAGGCCGACCGCCUCCCAGGUGCCCCGCAUGAUGACCUCCCAGAGAGUCGCCGCCCAGACGAUGGGGCCCCGGCCCUCCGGCGCAGCUGCCGUGGCGGCGGCCCCCGUGCGCGGCAUCCCCCAGUACAAGUACGCCACCGGGGUGCGCAACCCUCAGCAGCACCUCAACACACAGCCCCAGGUGGCCCUGCAGCAGCCUGCCGUCCACGUGCAGGGCCAGGAGCCCCUCACCGCCUCCAUGCUGGCAGCUGCACAGCCUCAGGAGCAGAAGCAGAUGCUCGGCGAGCGGCUCUUCCCCCUCAUCCAGAACAUGCACCCCAGCCUGGCAGGAAAGAUCACAGGCAUGCUGCUGGAGAUCGACAACUCCGAGCUCCUCCACAUGCUGGAGUCUCCCGAGUCCCUCCGCUCCAAGGUGGAUGAAGCCGUCGCUGUGCUGCAGGCCCACCAGGCCAAGGAGGCCGCCCAGAAAUCUGUGCCCAACGCCACCGGCGUUCCAAGUGUCUGAGCCAAGGACCAGAUGUCUUGACUUGCUUCACCGAGGAAAAAAAGUUAAAACACACAAAACAUUGCAAAAAGAAAGAAAACGGUGUCUAAAAAAAGAGGAAAAAUAUGAUCAAAUGAUCGCUUCAGCCAGGUCUAGAUAAGCUUAAGCCUAGGCCUAGUUAAUGAAAAAUAUAAAAAUGGAAAAAAAUUAAAACAAAAAAUAAAAAAGUUGGCGCUUGAAAAAUGAUUCCACAAAAUGAAAGCAUUCCUUUUAAUUCCUUUUACCGUGUGAAUGCCUGGAAUAUUGAGAGCCAGAAGGCAGUGAGAACUGUUUGCUGUGCUUUGAGAAGUAAUUUGAAUUGAAACCUGCUUGCUUUAAUAAAACUGUUAAAAAUA
Molecule: messenger RNA, 2925 nt
Organism: Conger conger (European conger)
Lineage: Eukaryota; Metazoa; Chordata; Actinopteri; Anguilliformes; Congridae
Product: polyadenylate-binding protein 1A-like
Exons: 15
Coding region: 647-2551 (634 amino acids)
Cellular component (GO): ribonucleoprotein complex
Molecular function (GO): RNA binding
Source: RefSeq, a predicted model, not a curated record